CGUCCAUGUCACCGUCCUCCACCUGGGAGAACGCCUGGAAUGCUGCCCAGCCUCGCUUGAAUGCGUUACGCCAGUCUCUGCACUUCUCGUCGCCGGAAAAUGUACCUAUAUCACGCGUCGGGCAGCUCGAUGCUGAGAUCCUCGACCAGGAGCUCAUUUCCCUUCUUCAAGAGCCGUUAAACAAGGCUCUGGUGCUGGCAAACACCUCGCUUAAAGGACGUUUCGAACAAGAGCUUACUUUAUUCAUUCACUUGGCGCUGUACAAGCUGUCGAUCUGGAAUACCGGUGCCAGCUAUGGCGCAAAGCUGCAGGAUCUCCGUUACACUGUCGCACCUUCAGCAUCUCGCGACCGUUCUCUUGCUCCCUCUGGUCUACCGAAACGAAUAUUAAUAAUUCAUGGCGCCCUCACGGUACUUGUACCAUAUGUACAUUCCCGAUUUCGUGCCCAUGCACUUUCUCGUGCUUGGCCAGAUGCACCCACUUCUGACCUCCGCCGCAAAACAUGGGAUCUGUUGACUUCCUUCGAAUCAUCAUACACACUACUCAGUCUCGCCAGCUUUGUGGCAUUCCUCUGGGAUGGCCGCUUCCGUACCAUCGCCGACCGAUUAGUGAACAUGCGAUUAGUUCCGUCUCGCGCUCUACUCAGACGUGACGUCAGUUACGAAUUCAUGAAUCGCCAGAUGGUUUGGCAUGCAUUCACCGAAUUUCUACUAUUCCUUUUGCCUCUUAUCAAUGCUCGAAAAAUACGCCGUCGAGUCAAUCGCAUCACGGCAUCGAUCGCAUCAAUACCAUCUAAACUUCAAUCGGUAUUUGGCAAACGUUCGGAUCCUUCAAGCACAGCACCGCGUAUAUCCCAAGCCCUUGGCAAGUAUCAUUCAUUGCCCGAGGAUCAAUGCGCGAUCUGUGCAGAAAAUGCUUCAUUCAAUCUCAAUAUGGCCGAUUCAGCAAACGCGUUUACUGCACUUGCAGUAUCACAAUCCAAUUCUGAGGUCGCGUCACAAACCGAACCUCCUGCAUACCCAUUGUACACGCCAUACAUAACGUCGUGUGGGCAUGUCUACUGCUACCACUGUGUAGCUGAACGGAUGAUGCGUACGGCUGAUGAUGCAGAGGACGAAGGUUGGGAGUGUCUGAGGUGUACAGAAGUUGUCCAUAGUGCUGAGCGCUUCGCUGUGGAAGUCGAUGAGGUUAGCGGAAGUGACUAUGAUUUUAGUAGCGACUUCGAUAUAGACACCACAGACCUCUCAGGUUCAAUUGGAUCUUACAGUGAAUCCGGACUUUCCGACGAUUACUGAUUUUGUAUCUAGAAUUAUUAUUAAACCAAAGUUGAGAAC
This is a messenger RNA of Desarmillaria tabescens, 1334 nucleotides long. Its product is annotated as peroxisomal biogenesis factor 2. Gene Ontology annotation, cellular component: peroxisomal membrane. NCBI's taxonomy places the organism in Eukaryota, Fungi, Basidiomycota, Agaricomycetes, Agaricales, Physalacriaceae. The transcript has 5 exons. Gene Ontology annotation, biological process: protein import into peroxisome matrix. The record is from RefSeq and is a predicted model, not a curated record. Gene Ontology annotation, molecular function: zinc ion binding. Bases 6 to 1295 code for a protein of 429 amino acids.